CGUCGUCGUCGUCGUCGUUAUCACCACCACUACUUUCCGUCAUCUCUUCGCCCUCUCCCGUUCGAAUUCUUCUCAUCGCGAACUACAUACCGACCUCGAAUCAAUAACCACCAAGCCACCCAGGGAUUCAUUUGUCGAAUAUCAUCCCAUUGCAACAAUCACCAAUGCAUCAUUCGUCUUCAUCUUAUCCGUUGCCGUAGAACCAUAAAUAUGCCUGUUGCCAGAUCACCCACCUCUACAGUGAUAUGAUAGCCCAUUGAGCCUUGGCUGUACCAUAACAUCACCAUGGCUACCACAGACGAUGUGCCUAAGAGGCAGAUAACGCCUGUCCCCGUCCCCAUGUUUCCAGUAUCCUCCAUCCCUCAAGGCAUCCCUCAAAAGAGAGCUCUUGAGGACGACCAUGCGCCGCCUAUCUCAUCGCCGCUGAACCCAAACCCCAACCUCAACCCCAUCCCGAGCUCGAGUUCAAAUCUAAAUCCGAGCUCACAAUCACACGACGACCCAGUAGCCAUGGGAGCUCGCGACAAGCCCACGAGGAUCAAGAAGGAGACGCUGAAGAAGCGAGAGUCCAAGAUUGGCACUGGUGCUAAUACAGCUGCUGGUGGAGGACCUGGUAAUGGCCCUGACAGCUCGAGGGCUACCCCUGAUCCAAAAUCAAAGGAGCCCAUACCCAGCGAGUCUUCUCCCUUGCGCUAUAAGCUGGCCCCUCCCAAGCCUGCCGACUUCGAUCCCGCACGGGGUCCCGUCUUCACCCCUCAUCACGACGUUCCCGCCCCUAACGGCUCCACCAUCCAGUUCUUCGAGACGUCAGAACACGUAUACAAUAAGAAGAGCUAUCAUUAUCUACAUUGUAUCGCCGAUCCUGCUUUCCCUUCCUCAUUCUACUAUCGCCAGACCGAGCCUGAACCCUAUGGCCCUCACAUCAGUUUCGAAGAUGCCUCCACACACAUGUAUCUCGAUCAAUCAGGGCGUCAUGUAACGACAGAUAAGGGUUUUAGGAUGGCAAGAGCGAAUGUGGCCGUACGCGAGGGCACAUGGUAUUGGGAGUGCAAGGUUACCAGAGGAAUCUUGAAGGCUGAAAGUGGAUCUAAAACCGUGAGCAGUGGCAAGGAUGCUGCCUAUCAGCCAGAAUCGCACGGCCAUGUGCGGAUAGGCUUUGCUAGACGGGAGGCAUCGUUAGAUGCCCCUGUUGGGUUUGAUGCAUAUAGCUACGGUCUGAGAGACGUCGCUGGUCAGAAGGUCCACUUGUCACGACCCAAAGAAUUCUUCCCGUCCGGUGAGGAUAUAAGAGAAGGCGAUGUAAUAGGACUCGAGAUUCGACUACCAUCCGAGCAUUUACACAGGAAGAUCGUCCAGGGGCAGUAUAACCCCGCUGUGGACCUGAAUGAAGAGGAAGAGCCCAUUUUAGAGGCGACUAACAUUAUUCGAGAUCGGAUACCCAUUCGAUUCAAAGCUCAUAUCUACUUCGAAAAGAUAGAUUAUCACGUAACGAAAGAGCUCGAGGACUUAAUGAAUCCAUCACCAGUAGGGGCGUCCGGCCAAGCAGGAAAUAGGUCAAGCGACAAACCGAACCCGAACCAUGCUAUCCCCUCUCUCCGGACAUUGCCAAAAUCCUACAUCAAGGUAUACAAGAACGGAGUAUUGAUGGGCACCCCAUUCACCGAUCUCUUGGCUUUUCUUCCACCGGCCUCGAAACCCCAAGCGCAAGUAGGCGCCAGAGAAGGUAAAGACGACGGCAUGCUUGGGUACUAUCCUGCCAUCAGCGUGUUUCGAGGAGGCGCGGUCCAGACCAAUUUCGGGCCGGAUUUCUGGUAUCCACCUCCUGGGUAUGCACGUCCACCGACAGAUGUAGAGAUGAUGGACACGGAUGAGGAUACGGUGCACGUGGGCACGCCGCAGCAGAGAAAGCUGGAUAAGCCGCGAGCUGUGGCGGACCGCUAUGACGAGCAGAUCGUCGAGGAUAUCGUCGCAGACAUCGUCGACGAGGUCGACUUCUGGAUGCAAGAUGGCGCACGCGUACUUGAUCGUACCGGCGGGCGUGAUGAGAAGGCCGAACCAGUCGGCAUUGCACCUGCAAGCGAGGAGAUCAAAGAGCUGGUCCAAGAUGACUAGUGCUUAUUAUGUGGACAUGAUCGCAAACUUGCAUUCUCCCACGAACACAGACGCAGGGAAGCGUACUCUCCGCGAGCAUCAGUGCCUUUCAUAGGGUCAUAAUGACUGAUGCCUAGCUGAGUGAGAUGGACGCAAUUUGAGGAACCUGACGAAUGACUGUCUGACCAGAUGAUAUGAUAUGACUAGUCCACCACGAAGGUAGCGUUGGAAAGAUACCGCUGCGACUAUCCCGACGACGAGGGAAGGGAUUCCGCUGAGUCUGUUUGGGAGCGUACUAGGUGGUAAGAUACCUAGGCAGUGGUAAUUAUACCCGCACAGACAGGAAUAUACCCAUAUAUUAUAUUCAUGAGAAGCAACUUUGAAGUGUUUUGAUGCGGAUUAGUAUUGUUUCUAGUAGCCAAUUCUUGAUCUGAUUGCAAUGCCGACAUACACCUGUAUAAGCGAACUAGAUCGGUAUGUAGUUCUGUGACGAUAUCAGAGGUUAAUAUAUA
This is a messenger RNA of Xylaria bambusicola, 2603 nucleotides long. RefSeq lists its product as uncharacterized. Lineage: Eukaryota; Fungi; Ascomycota; Sordariomycetes; Xylariales; Xylariaceae. The transcript is spliced from 2 exons. Gene Ontology annotation, cellular component: Set1C/COMPASS complex. The coding region runs from base 286 to 2112 and encodes 608 amino acids. The record is from RefSeq and is a predicted model, not a curated record. Gene Ontology annotation, molecular function: protein binding; transcription cis-regulatory region binding.